Molecule: messenger RNA, 1726 nt
Organism: Daphnia pulex (common water flea)
Lineage: Eukaryota; Metazoa; Arthropoda; Branchiopoda; Diplostraca; Daphniidae
Exons: 5
Coding region: 589-1617 (342 amino acids)
Biological process (GO): tRNA 5'-leader removal
Cellular component (GO): ribonuclease MRP complex; nucleolar ribonuclease P complex; fibrillar center
Molecular function (GO): ribonuclease P RNA binding; ribonuclease P activity
Source: RefSeq, a predicted model, not a curated record
ACAAUGGAAAACGAAAAUACCGUUUCUGUCUGUUGUGUAGGGGGAAAUCAACAUUCCGAUUCCGGUUGAUUGAACAGAAGCGAACCAGAUAAAUGAAAAUGAUAAAAGAAACACUGAUUUUUUCAGUGCUGAUUUUGGAUUGCGGGAAAUUUUAUCUAUUUUUUUAUAAAAUAGUUAAUUAUUUUUAGUCACGCAAAUUCGCAAUAAUUGUAAACCAAGUUUAUAAUUUACUAACCCUACUAGACUAUUAAAACAGGGUUUAUUUUGAUUGACGAAUCGUGACAUCGUGUGUGAUAGCUGAUAAAAUCUUCAGGAAAUAUGCGGAUAGAAUAAUGCAAUAUAUUUUUAUUUCAUAUUUUUAUUGUUAUUAUUUAUUCAAAUAUUUAUAUGAACUGGCGAAGAAUUAUGUCAAUCAAAAUUUUAAAUUAUAUUUCUUGCGAUGUACGGUAGAUGGCGAAUGAGAUGAAGUAAACACGUGUGUUAUUCUGAAAAAGCACACGCUUAAAAAGAAAUGUUGACUCAACUUUUGGUGUAAAAAAAUUGUAAUUUAAAUAACACAGUUUCGAAAGCAAUUUUACACAUAUAGUUAUGGAACCUACGAAAGCUGCAGCACCCGUUCUUUCAGCAGCCCAACAAAAGAAAUCUAUUAAUGGAUCUACCAAAGUUCAGAAACGAAAAGUGUUAAUCAAUACGCUCGAUUCUCCUUUGGAUCUUGAAUGGCCGCGAAUAGGAGCAGUGAAAGAGGAAGAAGUCACAAAAUUACUUGCCGAAUACCUUUCUCCAGUGAGAGCAAAUCAUGUUUAUACAUCCAAAUCUUCGAUUGAGGCCAUGUCAAAAGAAGAAAGAACUGAGUGGCGGAAAACAGAAAAAGCAAAAGCAAAGGAAGAUGUAGAGGAAAGCAAAUCUAAAAUGUGUGACUUGAUGGUUGGUUUUCGAGAUGUGGUAAAGGCAGCUGGAAAUGGUCAGACCUGUGCAGUUUUUUGCGAAAAGACUCCAGAUCCCCCAAUGCUGACAAGAAUGCUGGCUCCUUUGUGCCAAAACAAUGGCAUUCCCCUUUUUGCUAUCAAAAACUUUAGCACAGCUGUAAAAAAUCUGUUAAACAUACCUAGAUGUUUGACCAUGGCUCUUAAGUUAACAGCAAAGGAUGAGACUAGCCCACUCAACGCCUUUUACAAGAAAAAUAUGGAAAUUUAUGAAAGUUGUGGGCUUGCAGUUCCGGAAAAAAGUUUGGGAUCCAUUGGUACUGAUUCAGCUGCAACAGUAGCAAUACUACCCGUAAAAGACCAAAAAUCUUAUACCAGAAAGGAGAUUUUGCCCGUUCCCACCAGUUGCAACAACGAACGGUUUUAUUUAAAAAAGAGUGACCGUGGUUGCCGCUUCGUACCGGGAGUGAACACGAAUCCUUUGAAAGUGAACAAGGACGCAGAUGAUACAACGUCAACCGCCAUGGAAUUCAUUGCUUUGAGCGCCGAUCCAACCCCUCAUUUGCCGGCAUCGACCAAGAUACUCCGAUACCACAAAAUCAAACAAAUCCAACCCAAUGAGAAUAAACAAGAAAAGCGAACAAAGAAAAAUUCAAACCCCGGCGAGUCGGCUCCAAAGAAGAAGAAGAAAUGAAUCGUCUGCGGCAGUCAUCAUUCAAGUAACGUGUCAGAUUCGAUCACAGACAAAAGCCUUUUUUCCUGGUACAAUCAUGUGAAUACAGCAGAGAAGAAGAAAAAAACAA